AUGCCUGAGCUUGCCAAGUCCGCUCCUGCUCCGAAGAAAGGCUCCAAGAAGGCGGUGACCAAGGCUCAGAAGAAGGACGGCAAGAAGCGCAAGCGCAGCCGGAAGGAGAGCUACUCCGUAUACGUGUACAAAGUGCUGAAGCAGGUCCACCCGGAUACCGGCAUCUCGUCCAAGGCCAUGGGCAUCAUGAAUUCGUUCGUUAACGACAUCUUCGAGCGCAUCGCGGGCGAGGCGUCGCGCCUGGCGCAUUACAACAAGCGCUCGACUAUCACCUCCAGGGAGAUCCAGACGGCCGUGCGCCUGCUGCUGCCUGGCGAGCUGGCCAAGCACGCCGUGUCUGAGGGCACCAAGGCUGUCACCAAGUACACCAGCUCCAAGUGA
Molecule: messenger RNA, 381 nt
Organism: Physeter macrocephalus (sperm whale)
Lineage: Eukaryota; Metazoa; Chordata; Mammalia; Artiodactyla; Physeteridae
Product: histone H2B type 1-L
Exons: 1
Coding region: 1-381 (126 amino acids)
Cellular component (GO): nucleosome
Molecular function (GO): DNA binding; protein heterodimerization activity; structural constituent of chromatin
Source: RefSeq, a predicted model, not a curated record